AUUAUAGAAGCAACCGGGGCGGAUUUACGCGAAAAUGAGGAGGAGGAAGAAGGAAGCGAAACUGAUUCCGAUGCAUCAAGUUACAGUUACUCAGACUCAGAUUACUCCGAUGAUCUGGAGCCGGAAUGGCUGGAUGACGUCCAGAAGAACGGUCAGCUUUUCUACCUGGAGCUGAGUGAUGGAGAAGAAGAGGCUCUACUGGCUCAGGUCUCCGCCAAUCACUCCGCUGCCACCAAUCACGUGCGCUUCAGCGAAAAGGAGGCGGAGAUUAUCACUGACAAUGCAAAAAGGCAGGCAAACUCCAGCAACAAAUCUGAAGCAAAACUCAAAAAGCUGACCAAGAUCUUGAGACGGAAGCGGCGACCAUCUCAGAGGAAAGCUGAGGGAAAAGACUCUUCCCAGCGUCCCGCUUCCAUCCUGAAGAAUCAGGCGGGACAGAGGCCUGGAGUGGUGGUUCAGCAGCAGCGUCUGAAGGAUGUGUGUGUGUACCUGAACCCAAAACGCCUCAGCAGCGUCUCGUCUUCAUCUGCUGACAGAGGCGGGCUGCUGGAGGCUUUACUGGGGGUCGUGCACAGACCUGGAGGAAAUACAGGGAAAAGAGGAGGAAAACUCAUCAUCCAUGGACUCAUCCCUCACAGUCCUGCUAGCAAGUGUGCCGAGAUUCUUAUUGGUGAUGCUCUGGUCGCUGUGGAUGAUGUGGAAGUCACAUCAGAAAACAUCGAGAGGGUUUUGUCUUGUAUACCAGGCCCUAUGCAGGUGAGGUUGACUCUGGAAACAGUGUGUCCGGCCGGCGUGUCUCCAGAAUCCAAGGUGUCGGCAUCUCCUCAGGUCAGUCAGCUGGUGCGUCUGCUGUGGGGCGAAGACACGAUUGAGCUGCAGAUGUCCAUCGCUGACGUCCCGCACAUCGCCAUGUUCCUCUCGCUCAGACUUGACUCAGAGACGCAGCAGGAUGAGCAGGAGAUUGUGUACCAGUAUCCUCAAUCUGAAGCUUCAGCUCAGCUUAAAGCAGUGAGAGGGAUUUUCCUGACGCUCUGCGACAUGCUGGAGAACGUCACCGGCGGACAGAUCAUCAGCUCCUCUCUGUGGCUCCAGCAGCAGUUGGUUCAUGUGGGCUACUGGAAGGAAGAGUCCAAUCUGCUGGUCAUCGCUGUACCGGCCAGCAGGGUUCCUCUGCUGUAUCUCCAGACUGUGAUUGAGGGAGUCGUGCGAACGCUAAAGGUCAUGUAUGGCUCUCUCGACAGAGGUUUCAGCGAUGUGGAAAACGCUCCUCGUCUGGAUCAUUUCUUCUGCCUCUUCUUUCAGCAGCUCAUCCAGCCCUCGCGCUUGAUCCACAGCUCCAGGACACCAGACCUCUACGGGUCGCUGUUUUUAGACGGACUGCCGGCUGUCCGCUGGCUCACCUUACCCCCGGAUAUAAAGGUUGAAGUGGACACCGUCCUGUCAGACUUUGAGUCGUCAGAUUUCGGGGACAUGUCUGAGGAUUUCUACGGCAUGAGGCGUCUGUACGUCAUUCUGGGCUCCUGUCUGUUUUAUAAGGGAUAUCUGAUCGCGAACCACCUGCCGAAAGAGGAUCUCCUGGACGUGUGUCUGUACUGUCAGCACUACUGUCUGCUGCCGCUGGCGUCAGAGCAGCGCGUGGCUCAGCUGGUGGUGUGGAGAGAAGUGUUUCCUCAGCGCAGAGAGACCAGAAACAGCACUGCACACCCAGGAUACUGCCAGCCGCACGCUCGACACUUCCUGCUCAUAGUAGGCCUGAGGCACUUCAUGCAGUGUGUGCUGCUGGAGGCGGGUGGCUGCGCCUCCUCUGCUGUGGGACGUCCCACUCCUGACUCUGUGUAUGUGGAUCAGGUGAAAGCCACACUGCUUCAGCUGGAGAGUCUGGACGCCGGCAUCGAGGAGCGCCUUUCGGCUCCGCCUACUCCCUGCCUCUCCUGCGCUGAUUGGUUCCUGCCUGCUGGUGGGCGGAGCCAGCAGGACACCAUCGGCAGCUCCCCGAUCCUCAACAGGCUGACGGCAGCCAUUAAACCCCCGUCGCCAGGCGGAAUAGGGCGGAGUCUGUUUGGGGAGGCGGGGACAGUGGGUAUAAGAGGACGCAGAGCGAGUCCUCAGAGGAGUCAGUCUGACAGUGGCAGCGAGGGUCAUGCUGACGGGACGCCUGCUAGUGUAGCCCGCAGAGACUCGCUGGGGUCCGGAGGGUCUGAUGGCAGCUUGGGCAGCGCUGGGUUUCUCAAGAUGCCCAGGUUAAAGCAUCCGAACCCGUUUUAUCUGGGCUCUCUGAGGAAGAGUCUGAGCGAGCGAGAGACAGAGGAGAUGCAGAACGUCCUGCAAGUGACGGCGGGUGUGGAGAACACACUCUUCCACUAUGUGCUGAUGGAGUCGGUGCAGGGCAUCUUUAUCGCUCCCACACACACAGAGAUCCGUCAUCUGAGCGGCUCCAUCCACCCGCAGCUCAUCCACAACUUCCAGCACUGCUGUCUGUCCAUCCGCCAGGCCUUCCAGCAGAGCCUUCCCACACGGGAUCGUCGAGGGCCGGAGCGGCAGAGCACUGCAGGUUUAGGUCCCGUUAAAGAGCACGGAGUCCUGUUUCAAUGCAAACCCCAGAACUGGACCGAUCAGAAGAAACCAGCGCCGACCAUGACCUACUGGGUGAUCGGGCGGAUGCUCCUUGAACCCGUUCCUCAGGAGUUUUAUGUGUGUUUUCAUGACUCUGUGGCAGAGGUUCCUGUGGAAAUGGCCUUUCGCCUGUCUUUCGGUCUGGCCGUGUAGCAGAAACAGGUUUAGAUC
Molecule: messenger RNA, 2784 nt
Organism: Danio rerio (zebrafish)
Lineage: Eukaryota; Metazoa; Chordata; Actinopteri; Cypriniformes; Danionidae
Source: RefSeq, a predicted model, not a curated record